Molecule: messenger RNA, 11127 nt
Organism: Peromyscus californicus insignis
Lineage: Eukaryota; Metazoa; Chordata; Mammalia; Rodentia; Cricetidae
Source: RefSeq, a predicted model, not a curated record
UUGGAAUUAGGGAGGAGGUAUAAGAAAUGGGCCAAUUCCAAAGGGUCAACUGGAGUGUGUAUUUACCUGAAUUCCCAGGGGAUGGGGACUAUGCGUUCUGAGUGUGUAAACACUGGAGAUCAGGAGCCCAAAGAGCUGCUUCAAAGCAAGCAAAAGAAGCAAUUGUUUUCUCUUUCCUUCUUUCUUUCUUCCUUUCUUCCUUUCUUUCUUUCUUUCUUUCUUUCUUUCUUUCUUUCUUUCUUUCUUUCUUUCUUUCUUUUUUUUUAGGACAGGGUCCUUCUGUGCAGGCCUGACCGUCCUGGAACUUAAUUUGUAUACUAGGCUAGCCUCAAACUCACAGAAAUCCUCUGCCUCCCAAAUGCUGGGCUUAAAGGCAUGUGCCACCACCACCUGGCUCUCAUUUUUUGGGACAGUAGGCCAGGCUGUCCCUGGACUCACUUUAUAGUUAUUGAUCUCAAACUGCUCCUCCUGUCUACACCUCCCACAUGUUACAGUCAUAGGCAUGUGCAGCCAUGCCUGGCCAUAGAGGGCAGUUUGUUUAUUUUACAUAUACAUUUGAGACAGGGUCUCAGUAGGUAGCCCUGGCAUCUACCUGCCUCUGCCUCCUGAAAGCUGGGAUUAAAGGUGUGUGUCACCAUGCCCCACCUAAGAAAAGCAAUUUUUAAAAAAAAAAUUUUUUUAAAGAUUUAUUUAUUUAUUUAUUAUGUAUACAGUGUUCUGUCUGCACAUAUCCCUGCAGGCCAGAAGAGGGCACCAGAUCUCAUUACAGAUGGUUGUGAGCCACCAUGUGGUUGCUGGGAAUUGAACUCAGGACCUCUGGAAGAACAGCCAGUGUUCCUAACCGCUGAGCCAUCUCUCCAGCCCAGAAAAGCAAUUUUUAAGGACAAUCUGUUUUCCUCGGAAGCAUCGAAAGGUGUGCAUAACAGAAAUAGGUUAACUGUGGACCUUCUGGGGAAGAGGAAACCUGUGACUGGUUCUCAUGGUGUGGAGUGCCGGGUUACAGGACCACGGGUAGUUAGCUAUAGGGACUGUGGAGAGCGUCUGCAGCUGAGCAGAAGCUCUCUCCAGUGCAUCUAACUUACGUCCAACUCCAUCCUGCUACCUUAGCAGCUAGCUCCACCUUCCUCCUGGAGAAUAUGUGCUCUGUCAUUUCAAUUUAGAAAGAAGGGAAAAAGUCCCAACCAGGGCCGCAACACAGCCCUUUUCUUUCUCUGCCUUUGUUUCCUGAGUGCUUAGGAAACUGGCUGAACAUUCUUCAUUUACCAAUAAAGUCAUUUUGUGUGGAAAUAGGGCUGGAUUUUUACUAACUGGUCAUGGGUUUGGCCUGGGCUCAACUCCCAGCACGGAAUAAAAAAGAAAAAUGUAUUGCUAAAACAAAUCACCAUACAAAAAUUUUAGCCAUUUAGAAAUACUUGACUGUUUCAAAUAAGAAUUGAGGAUUGUCUCAAAAGUAUAGUAUGAUAGAAAAACACUUAGAAUUUCACAAUGAAAAGACUUCAAAGUCAGUCUCCACUGUUGACGUCUGUACAAGGCAAGGAUUCCGUAGAGCCUCGGUUUUCCCUAUAAGGGGCCUUCCAGUCCUGCCUCAUUAGGUUGCUGUAAGAAGUACAGCACCCAGCAGAGGGUUGGCAUUUAGGGAAAACUCUAAAUCAGCAGUUCUCAACCUGUGGGUCGUGACAGGGGGUGGCGGGGUUGGGGGUGUGUGCUGAAUGACCCUUCCACAGGGGUCACCUAAGACCAUUGGAAAACACACGAUAUUUACAUUAUGAUUCAUAACAGCAAAAUUACAGUUAUGAAGUAGCAAGGAACAUUUUAUGGUUGGGGAGUCUCCACCACAUGAGGAGCUGUAUUAAAGGGUCACAGCGUUAGGAAGGCUUGAGAACUACUGCUCUAGAUGCUUUUGAAUCUGAGCAGAAAAAUAAAACACAAGUUUACAAAGCUUGAGGUCUAAAAGCAACAUCGUGGAUAUAUUCUAAGUAACUGAGUUGGCGUGUUCAAAUCUGUUUACUUAUCUCUCGUCUCUGUGGAAGUGACUUUGUCUUGCCUCCUAGCCUAGGUUCCUAAGGGAGGAGUAGAGCAUGCUGCCAGGCACUAUGGGGCAGAAAUAACAUGAUCACACCGCAAGUCACUCUGGAGUUUGUUUUGGUUGUUGAGGUGACAUUUAAUCACUAAGAAACGGUAAAGAAUGGUUUUGUCAGUCCACCGUAACUACUGAAGGCAAACAUUUUCAGUCUACCUGCUUGCCAGCGCUCCUGACUGGAUGGGUGGAGCCAAAGCUUUCUUUCCUGGAUGGGACAUUCUUUGGGCAGUGUUAGAGUUGCUGAGGCAACUUCCUUGCUGGAACAUGGAAUGAUUUCAUUGAUUUUUUUCACUGCACUGAAAAAGAAUUGUCUGGGUUCUAUUUAAUUAGAAAUUGGGGGAAAAAAUAGAACUGGAACUUUCUAGCCAAGGCAGGUCUCAGCUUUCAUGGAACUGUGAAGCCAGAAAGGUCCAGUGUUGGAGCAGCAGGGAUUCGGAGCAGCACAAGAAACCAUGGAUGGUGUGUAUAAGCUCUCCUCCACAGAAAAGAUACAGCUGUUAGAGAAGGACCUGGCCGUAAAGCUAAGCGAACUGAAGGCUGAUCUGGAAGAGCGGGCGCUCCUUCCGGGAACAGCUAACUGGACCUUCAGCUCCGUUCAAAUUCCAAAGGAUGUCGCUUACUUUAGACGCGAACGGGAAGUGGCCCUGAAGAGAACCCUCCGGGUGGCGGAGUCCAAGCCCCUUAUUAUUCAGGCAGAUGUCCUGCAGAGGGAGCUAGAGAGCUGCCUAAGGAGAGAGUACACGCCGGAAAAUCUUCCUCUGCUUCUGCUGCAGUAUUACACAGAGAGAAUCACACACCUGACCCAGAGUAAACAUUUGCACAUGCUGAGGUGGAAGCGACUCUGCCAGACCAGCGAGGCCAUGGAAGAGCUCCUCCCUCUUUACAAGAAGCAAGUCGGCUACAUCAUGCAGGAGUUCAACGAUGCAGUUCAGAGGGCAGAAAGACUGUCAGCGGCUAGAGACAACUUCCUUACGGGAAAAAGCAAUCCCCCCACCCUCGUGACACCAGAAGACCUGACGAUUUAUACCAGGUGGUUAGUGUGCCACCUGCACUCCCUCAGGACCAUCCAUCACUACCUGCAGGCUCUCCAGUGCCUGCCCAUCUCCAGAGUGCUGCAGAGUCUGCCUCAUAACCGACUCUCUGAAUCCUGUGAGGAACAAGAAAAAGCCUGUGUAGGUGACCUUAAGUCCGCAUCUCCUGGUCCCACGGACGCCAGCAUUUCAGGGAGAAGAGGUGCUGCCUGCGUCCUGCCUCAGCAUGUGACAGAGAAGGAGGAAGUGAAACCCCAGCUGAGGCACCUGCUCUCACAUUUCCACAUCCCCUACGACUUAGAAAAGCUGAGUGACUGGGCCGAAGAGAUGGAACUCUUUUCUUUGGUUUCUCAGAACUUCCAAAACAUCUUCACGGAGCAACAAAGGAUGCGAACGUUCCAAGACUACGAGGCCGGGAGAGCGAAAGUGCAGAAUUUGUCAGGACCUGCUGCUACCCUGAAAAAGAGAGCUGCCUGGGUUCCCUUCGUGAAGGUCAAACCGAAACGUGAUCCUUGGCAGAAGAGGAUGUUAACCAGACUCAAAGAACGGAAGAGAAGAGACGAGCUGAUGCAGCUCCAGUCACAGUUUUUGAAGAUUUCUGACCCCGGGAAAGUCUUGCAAGUGCUCCAGGAUCACGCUGUGAAGACAGUGACUAUGGCUCCGCAUCGCUCAUCUUCCACAACCUCUCAGGCUUUGCAUCUGUGUGACUAUGAUCAAGUCUGGCAGAAUAUUUAUAGCAACACCAGGCUCUACCAGCAUGAAAAUGUGAAGGAUGAUGGUCUCUCGGUGGAACCCAGCAACGACAACAUUGCAAAAAUACAUCUCAGCCAAAGUUCUGAUGGAUCUCUCAAGCAGAAACCAGGGACAGGAUACAACUAUGCUGUGACCCUCCAGCUGCUGGGCUUGAGUGAUGAGACGGAGCCUGACCGGAAUCCUGUCCUGCUGAGAGGGGCCUACUUAUCUUUCCUGUGUCUGCGCCACCUGCACAUCCGGGAGCUACAGCGCGCCUGUCUGGGAGUUCUUAACUACUUCAGAUCCGUGGAGCGAACUUUGACAAUUAACACUUCAGGCCUUACCUUGGUUUCAGGGAACCUGGUCCCCACCAUGGGAGAUAAUUCUUGGAUAAAUAUGUCAAAAGGAGGCUUGGGCACCUCGCAAGGCCUAGGUGCUCACCACUAUAUCCAUGGGACACCUGCUGAGCACAAGGUCCAUGGCGGGCAAUUCCUGGAAUUCUCGGAAGCUGAAAAUCAGGAUGACUUCCACAGCAUGCAAGCUGGCUGUGUCCACACUCAGGACCAGCUCGGCCUGUAUAUCAUGUAUGACGACGCCUUGCAGGAUUUGAAGGAGCUGGAGUCAGAGCUGCUGCUCAUUGCCAGCCAUUUCAUUGAGAAAGAGAAAAGUCACAGAGAGGACAGCAAAUCAGAGAGCAGCCUGAACUGGGACUGGGCCCACGCCGGGGUGGACAGGUUUGCCGUGCUGUAUGACCUGUGGACCUGGGAAGCGAAUCUUCUAGAGAGCAAACGCCAGCUUCUCGAUAGCUACCUUGAAGCCUACCAGCACACAUUGGACCCCGAGGAGCGGUUCACUUUAGCACAAGCCAUGACUGACAUUAUGCAUCGGCGCCCCAAGUUUGAUCUCAGCCACUCGUAUUUCACUAAGGCCUACCAAGAUGACUGUACCUGCCUGAGGCUUCACCGGCAGCUAGUGAGGGGCAUCCUCAGCCACCACCGAGAGCAGCAGCGGGAAUAUGUCCAGAGGCUCUGGCGAGGGGAUCAUCCUGCGGCUCACGAGACGUUCGGACUUCCCCUGAACAUAAUUUGCAGGCAGUUUGUUUCCAUCAACAACAGCUGCCCAGCCUCCGAAAAUGUCCAUCUGUUGGAGUUCCACCCUUCUCUUGGCCUGAUUGGGCUCAUCCCCAGAGCCCUGGAGCACCUGUUGCGUGAGGCUCGCCACGCCCACAAGCCUGCAUCACCCAGUGGGCUCGCCCAGCUGGAACAACACGUCUUGCAGCUUGCCCUGGACCUGUGGCUCACCCCAGCCAGGCCUGAGGACUGGUACAGCACACAACUCCAGAGAGAUCUCUUUUCAGCUAAAGUGAUGGGGGACCCCUUCCUCGUGGAGGAGGUGGGCCUGCGUGCGCUCAGGUCUGCUUCGGACGAAGGGCAGAAACAAGGCCAAGAUUUCCAUGCAUUGCUCCUGGAGACGUUUUCGAAACUUCUGGAACUCCUGACCCUCCGUCACCGGCUGAUAGAAAUGAGUGUGGAGAGUGCAUACUUGGCUCGGCUGUAUAAGGAAUCGGCGCGGGAGAUGGGUUUUGAAGAAUUCCAUUUGUAUCUGAGGCCUGUUCCCUUCCAGUUUGCAUCACACAAGGACAAGGUGGACCCGCCCCCUCCUGUCUUUAUGACUUCCUUGCUGGAGGACAGCGGUCGAGUAGACAGAUACUCCCCCACCACCCUCGUCUUAGCCGUCUCUGAGCUGGACGAUAACCAAAUUGGCAAGUUCAGUUUUUAUACAAAAGACGCCAUCCUGAAGCUCUUGCUCCAUUCAGGAGUGGAAAACAUGCAAGUGGCCCUCGCAUGCCAAACUGCUCAGAAAAAUGCUCUGAUGGUGGCUGUUCAACAGGUGUCCUUCUAUGACAUCCCUGGAGUAGACAGUCCUGUGGAUAGCAAGGAAACAAGUUCGGCUCUGAGGCAUCAUGGCAGAAUGAGUCCAACCAGAAGAGAUUCCAGAACUUUGAACGGCAUAGAAUGUCUGCUAUUGGCCCCAACUCCAAAAGCUCCAGACACACUUACUCAUUCUUCCCAAGGAUCUAAGACUACCAAAAGGGCUCCAGAGGCCUUUGUGUCUAUUCAACUAGAAAAGGUGGGUUUGCGGGACACGAUGCUGAACACCUUCCUGAGCAGAAAACAGAGCAUGGCUGACAGGAUAGAGAACCCUGAUGACAUUGAAAAAGUCAAGAGGGAACUAAUAGUUGAGUAUUGCCAAAAGCUGAACGGUCGCAUGUCCCACUCUGCCCUUCGGGGUCAGAUCAUGGUGUACUGCAAUAGCCUGAGAGUUCUGCUGGACGACUUCCCUACCAUCAGGGACACCUUCUUCAUGGUGGGACAGCCAAAUGAAAAGAAGGGCUUGAAGGACUCCAGUGGGGAAUUCAAGACGGACCCCAGGGGUUUUCAGCCUCGGCCUCGAAGUCUGCUGUCAGCUGACGGAAGAGUCUUCCUCAACUUAUGGUUUAUUCCCCAUCCUUCCGAAGUGCUGCUUAUGUUCAAAACGCUGCCAGAGAAGGCAGCUUUCAGAGCCCUGAAGCUGACUCUCCAGCUGGUAGCUUCUCUCCACGACAUUGUGGCCUACCUUUUCAGUUUUGCCAAACUUGGUGAUUGCCCAGCAUGCUUCGACGCUCCUCUAAGCCCUCACCCUGUGAGGAGUGACUGGGGAGGCGCCGAGGGUAUUGGGUCUGAGCUUCAAGAACUGCAGAAAAUGAUUGACAGUCUCCAGAGGCCCCAGGACCCGAGCCAGGUGGCCCAGGCCCUCCUCCUCCGAAGGGAGGUGACGUGGCUUCAGUUUGAUGCCGCAAUGAGACAUCUCCUCCGAACAUUUUUGGCAGCAGGAAACGCUCCCGCCCACCAGUCUGUCACAGAAGGUGUGUGCCAUGGUUUGCCACCGCUGAGCAACUCCCUCGGGAGGAGCAUCUUUGCUUCACAGCUCAGCCUGCCCCAGCCGCUGCAGCCACGGGACCUCCAGGCAUUGACGAUGUUCCCAUGGAGGGCAUUUCUGGAAGAUGGUGGACCGUUUCCAGCUAGGAGCAGCGUCCCAAACACCUUAGAGUAUGAUAUGCAGAUGUGUCUCUGCGGGCUGAGUGACCGUGACCGCAAAGUGGCCCACAGAGAGCUGGUGGGUGUGCAGACGCUAAUGGAAGACGUACUUCUGAGCAGCUAUCAUGUGAUCAUGGAGGCGUCUGAAUGGCAAGCCACACUGGGCAACACCCAGCCAGAUUGGUCCAAACUGUCAGGACUCUGCCCGAGUCAGUCGGAAAGUCACCCAAAGGCCUCUGUGUUGCUGGAGCGCCCGUGUGAUGCAGUGAUGUCCCUUGCUCUGAUGAAGUCCUUCCUCAUCCUGUGGAAGCAGCUGGAAGUGCUGAAGGAACACUGGGGCCGACUCAGGCUUCAAGGCCAGGAGAUCAACUCUGCCCCGCUCUACAAACAGUUCUCAGAGCUCUAUGAAGCUGACAUUUUUUAUCCCAGCAUGAAAGCGUUAGCCAGGCAGAUGGGCAAAGAGGAUGAAUUUGAAGGACUUAUGAUAAGAAGCCAAUCUAUUCUUCCCCCAAAGGGAGCCUCAGAAAUUGAAAUAAAAACCCAGCAGCUCCAGAAACUUCUGGAAAGUUUAGAAAUUCAUAUGAUCCAAGAGGUAUUGAGGAAAGUUAAUAGAGAGAUAACCCUGCUCCUAUCAGAAAAGUCCAAGGACGAGUCUACACUCCCGACAGACCUUUGGAAACACCAAGUCAUGAAAGAAAACUUUUCAGUUGUGAGACCCCAGAUAGUUGAGCGAUUUGUACAGAGAUUAAUGGAGAAGUCCCAAGACAACGGACCCGAGAUCUCUUUCAGGAGGGAGCACCUUGAAGCCUGCCUCCUCUCCCUGGGGUGCGAUGUGAUGGCAAGAGAACGCAGCAACUUCGAGACCUACUCCAUGUGUUACGAGCAUCUCCUGCAACAUGCCAGGGAGAAGCUCAGCCAGAGGGAGCAGGAAGUAGACUUGCUUCAAAGAAGUCAAGUUCCUCCUGAAGACUGUGCUGGUCAGCUUGCAGAGCUCAGUCAUGACAUGAUCAUGGAAAUCACGGCUCUGAGAGCCCAGCUCACAGAUCGGGAAGAGGAGACUCUGAGUCUAAAACACCAGACUAGAAAAGAAGUCCAGGAGGAAUACAGAGCGUUAGUGCAAGCUUUGUUUAUGACCUGCUUACACAUCAAGGAGAAGCUGGAUGAGAAUCAGUUUCAGUUGAUCCAGAAAGUGUGUGAGCUCAUCGGUGAGGUGAGAGCCGAAGGGAUUGCCAAUAUGAAGCAGCUAAAGAAAACCUGGGGCUCUGCCAGACCUGACGGAGGAGCAGAAGAGCACGCCGCCAAAGAGCAGCUGCGCCCCUUGGAGCAGGACAACAGCAACACCCUGGCUGCUCUAGUGUGCAAAGCGAGGAGCCUGGGCCGCUGGCGCCUGGCUGUGCAGGAGGCUCGCCUCAGAGGUCAGCUGAGCAGGGCAGAGAAGGAAUCCACUCACAGCAAAAGAGAAUGCUUGAGAACCAAGCUAAUGGCAGCGCAAGAAGUGAAUCUCCUUCAGCAGCAGCUGCUGGCCGUGCGGCAGGCCCUGGCCGAAGCUCAGACUGACAACAGGAAGCUGUGGCGGCAGCAGGACACCCAGGCUCAGCUGCUGAGGGAGUUGGGACACAGAGUGACUCGAGACUCUGUCACUCAGCAGCAGGUGGAGAGCAUAAAAACAUCUGGCCUGGAGAAGCUCCUGGAAGACGUGGAGCAGAAGGAACACCAGCUGCAGCUCCUGACGGAAGAGGCCGAGCGGGCUUCAAGACUGGGCCAGCUGCAGUGGAGGAAGACGGGCAGGGACCUGCAGCAGAUGAGAAGCCGGCUUGCUCGGGAGCGCAGUGUGAAGCUAGAUGCCUUGCGAUGUGUGCGGGAGCUCGAGAGUCAGCUUCAUGACACGGAGCAGUCAUCUCCCCAGAUGGGCUCCCCAAGGGGGUUUCUAUCCCAGACCCACUGCUCCCUAAACUCUGCGUCAGCAUUAUCCAGAUGUUCUCACCACCGUUUUCCAAGGACUGAUCUUCUGGGCAGUAAAGUGACAGGAAGGAUUCAAAGACCGAAGACUGUACCAAUUAAGCACAAAAAAAGGACUGAUGAGGGUUUUCUACCCAAUGUGGCAGAAAAUGUUCAACUUACAACUUUUCAAGUCCAAACAGCUCCAUCCGGGAUUUCAUUCAGACCUGACAGCUUUUCUUCUAGGCAUGUGGCAGACAAUAUUGAAGAACUGAGAUGAAUUCAUCUCAAGUGUCCAGAUGAAGCCAGAUUUGGUCCCAGAUCUGAAAACAUUCACACACUGGUUUGCGUCCUACAAGCUCUUUCCGGUUCCUGGCUGUCCAACUGUCUCUCGGCUUCAGUUUUGAGUAACAAGGUAGACAGGGUGGUCCAAGACAGAGGGCCUUGAUGCUGAGCUGUCAUCCUUACUAAGAAGUGAAGACCCAGGCUUGGGCUGGCUCGUUUGCUAAGAGUGCUGGCCACUCUUAGGACCCCUGUUCAGUUCCAGCUCCCACAUGACAGCUCACAGUUAUCUGUAACUCUAGUUCCAGGGGAACUGAUGCCCUCUUCUGGCCUCUAUGGGUACUGGUCAUGCAGGUGGUACACAUACAUACAUGUAGGCAAACAUACACAUAAAAUAAAAAUAAAUCUUUACAUGUUAUUAAAAACAUUACAGUUCAAUAAAAAUUCAUUCAAACAAAUUUCAAAGCAUUUUUUUAUUUUACUUAAAUGUAUCAUCCUUUCUUAAGUCUUUUUAUUUCUUCCUGCAAAUGCUAAAACUCUUAACUUUAUACAACUUUUUAUAAAAAGAAGAUUUAUUUUAUUUUAUGUGUAUGAGUGUUUUGCAUGCAUGUAUGUAUGAGCACAUUCAUGCCUGGUACCAGAAAAGUGAGAAGAGGUCAUCAGAUUCCCUGGGACUGAAGUCGUAGAUGGCUGGGGGUCUAGGAAUCAAACCUGGGUCCUCUGCAAGGGAAGUGCUCUUAACCACUGAGCUAAUUCUCCAGUCCACUUUAGUAAAGUCUUAAUCCAAUGCCUUUCCUUGUUCAGACUAGAAAAUCUAUCUUGGGUAAGAGAUGAAUGGGUCAAAAUAGACCAAAGAAAUGUAUUUACAUGUGUGUCUAUACAUUGCCAUAGUCGGAUCUUAAAUGUCUCCCAAAGGCCCACUAUGCUGAUAAGAUUUUUGGCAAGCUGACUCAUGCUAGUGUCAUUUGGAACAAGGGACAAACAAUUGAAGAACUGCCUCCAUUGGAUUAGCCUAUGGGCAUAUCAAUAGGGCAUUGUCUUGAUUAACGAUGGAUGUGGGAGAAUCUAAGCCCAUUGUGAGCAGUGCCACCCCUCAGGAGGUGGUCCUGGAUUGUGUAAAAGAGCAGGCUGAGCAAGCCAUGGGAAGCUAACCAGUAACCAGUAUUCCUCUGAUUUAAGUUCCUGCCUUGACUUCCCUCAAGGAAGGUCUGUAACCUGUAAGCCAAUAAAUGGCUUCUUCCCCAAGUUAUUUUAGUCAGCGCUUUAACAAAACACCAGAGAGGCAAACUAAGGCGGCCGCUCUCUAGGGAACUGAAGUGAAGGCUACCCAUUUUCUACUCUGUCAAAAACAUAAUUAAAAAUGGAUGAAUUUGUACAGGCUUCGAAGGAGCAGAGGGUAACAGAGGAAAAGUUCCAACAACUUGUAGCAGGGUGACCACAAGAGUGUGUUUCAGGCUCCUUCAAAGAUGGGUGCAGUUGCUGAAGAGAUUAGCAUCAAUAAUAGCAUCAAUAAAAAGAAGCUACAUGGCUAGCCAUAUAUGUGGACGCUUGGUCACUGGGAAGCAGAACUCUGAAAGGAUUUGGAUUAGGUGGUGUGGCCUUGUGGAGCAUGCCACCAUACUUCCGGCCAUGAUGAGAAUGGACUAAGCCUCUGAAGCUGUAAGUCAGCCCCAAUAAAAGCUUUCCUUUACAGGGGUUACCAUGUCAUGGUGUCUCUUCACAGCAGCAGAGUUCUGACUAAGACAGUGGUGAGGCUGACUAAGCAUUCACGUGUUGCUUCUAUGUGAGUGAUAUGGAUCUAAACUAGGUCCUCCCACUUGCUCUUGUACAGUGCUCACCUGUAAUCCCAAUGCCACGAGGAGGGGACAGGAAGAUCCCAGGAACUCGCGGGUCAGCCAGUCUAGGCAAUCAGUGAAGGUCCAAACUCACUGAGAGAUCCUGUCUCAAAAAAUAAGUGGAGAACAAUUGAAAAAGACAUCUGAGAUUG